This is a messenger RNA of Protobothrops mucrosquamatus (brown spotted pit viper), 1563 nucleotides long. RefSeq names its product solute carrier family 2, facilitated glucose transporter member 5-like. Lineage: Eukaryota; Metazoa; Chordata; Lepidosauria; Squamata; Viperidae. Gene Ontology annotation, molecular function: hexose transmembrane transporter activity. The transcript has 12 exons. Gene Ontology annotation, cellular component: membrane. Gene Ontology annotation, biological process: monosaccharide transmembrane transport. The coding region runs from base 1 to 1563 and encodes 520 amino acids. The record is from RefSeq and is a predicted model, not a curated record.
AUGGACAACAGCCCCCCUUCUGCAUUCCCAAGAAAGAUUACAAGGCAUCUCACCUUUCCACUUCUUGCUGUUACAUUCCUGUCAUCAUUUGGAUCAUCCACACUGUAUGGCUUCAAUCUCGCUGUGGUAAACUCUCCAGCAGCGCACAUCAAAGCCUUCUAUAAUGCAACAUGGUACCAACGCUAUGGGCAAGGCCUGGCUCAAGGACCUCUCACUCUCAUGUACUCCCUGACUGUCUCCAUUUUUGCCCUGGGAGGCUUGGUGGGGUCAUUUCCUGUGGGAAUACUGGUCACCCAGUAUGGGAGGAAUGGCACUUUGGUCCGUAGCAACUUUCUUGUUCUGUUGGCUGGCAUGUUAAUGGGAUUCAGCCGCUACUUGGGAUCUCCUGAAAUGGUCAUUUUGGGGCGCUUCAUUAUAGGGAUUCAUUCUGGCAUCUGUCUCAGUGUGGUGCCCAUGUACUUGGGAGAAAUUGCCCCAAAGAACCUACGGGGAUUUCUGGGCCUUGUUCCAAGCACCUUCAUCUGUCUGGGGGUCUUCUCUGCCCAAGUCCUAGGCCUUCCAGAGCUUUUGGGGGAGGAUGCCUACUGGCCUCUUUUCCUCUCUGUAGUGGUGGUUCCUGCUUUUCUGCAGCUCUUGCUACUGAAUUGUUUUCCUGAAAGCCCUCGUUACUUGCUUAUUGAGAAAAAUAAUGUCCAUGGAGCUGCUGAAGCAUUAAGCUGGUUCCUUGGUAAACAUAAUGUGCAGGAUACCAUUGAGGAGAUAGAGGAAGAAAAGCGUUCGCUUGCCUCAGUGAAAUCUAUAUCUGUAUGGCAACUACUCUUAGAUCAUUCUGUGCGAUGGCAACUACUGUCUGUAAUAGUGAUCAACAUGGGUAUGCAGCUCUCUGGAAUUGAUGCGAUCUGGUUUUACACAAAUGCUAUAUUUGAGAAUGCUGGCAUUCCCGAUCCUGAUAUCCCUUACACUACCGUGGGCACUGGUGCUGUUGAGGUUGUUGCUGGCUUAAUAGGCUGCCUCACCAUUGAAAAGGUGGGACGUCGUUCACUCCUCAUAGUUGGCUUCUGUUUUAUGGGCAUCUGUUGUGCUGGCAUCACCCUGUCCCUGGUGCUUCAGGCAAGUGUGUCCUGGAUGCGUUACAUCAGUGUGGUUUUUGUGAUUGGAAUCAUUGCAGGAUUCUGCAUGGGACCAGCUGGAGUCCCAUUUCUGAUGACAGCUGAACUCUUCAAGCAGUCGCAUCGGCCAUCAGCUUAUAUUGUGGGUGGGUCCCUCAACUGGCUCUCGAACUUCACUGUCGGCUUUGUGUUUCCCUUCUUGCAGAUGUCAGCUGGUGAUUUCUGCUACCUGGUCUUCUGCGUUAUCUGCUUUCUAGUUGCACUGUAUGUGUAUUUCAUCAUCCCCGAGACUAAAAACAAGACAUUUAUGGAAAUCAACCACCUCUUCACCCCCUCUCGCCCUACCUUCUUCUCUAACUUCCCCAAUUCUUUCAAGAUGGUGAAGUUAAAUGGCUAUGGAGCCCUGGAGAACAGCUCCUUGGAAUUCUCUGUAUCAGGAUCGAAUCUCCCGUGA